UCGUCGGUCGAGGUGGUCUGAGAUCUGGCGGGCGAUCCGAUAUCCUGCAAGAGGAGACAGGGGAUAGCAGCUGUUGCGCAGGGCAAACACUCGGAGACGAGCCCUCUCAGCAGCAUGAGGAGGCGGGAGAGAGGAAAGGUCGCGCUGGCUGCUGCGGACCUCGUUCAGACUCCAUUUCAACGUAUCCUCGAACAAUCACCACUCACACAUCUUCCUCUUCUCCCCUUCCACGCAAACAGAACCAGAGCAGAAAGGCUCACCGCAACGGUAUCAAGAAGCCCAAGACGAACAGGUACCCUUCGCUCAAGGGUGUCGACCCCAAGUUCGUCCGCAACCAGCGAUACGCCAAGCACGGAACCGAGAAGGCCCUCCGUGAGAGCCGUGCCGCUGCUAGGACUGCUGCGUAGAGGAAGGAUGGUUCUUGCCGUUCGAUGACUUCACCAUCGAUGAAGGUGGUGGGGCCAUUGGCGGCGUAGUGGACUAGCGGGAGGGCUCUCUUCUUUGCCCUUUCGCUCGACAUUGGCUCGCCUCCUCACCUUGU
This is a messenger RNA of Jaminaea rosea, 541 nucleotides long. RefSeq lists its product as hypothetical. The record is from RefSeq and is a predicted model, not a curated record. The transcript is spliced from 2 exons. Bases 115 to 435 code for a protein of 106 amino acids. NCBI's taxonomy places the organism in Eukaryota, Fungi, Basidiomycota, Exobasidiomycetes, Microstromatales.